AUGGACGGGAACGCAUCUCUUAUCGUCGAUCAACAAAACCAACAAGGAGAGGGAGAAUCACAGGUAGCUGCUGCGCUAGAAGAUUAUCAGUCGAGGUGCUUCCUGAAAGAGUCCCUUCCCCUAGGCGUUGGGUUUAACCCUAGCGGCGCCGAACUGUUGGUACGCAAAGUUGCAUGCGAAGACACUUCUACCUUCGAUUUCUACACGCUCAGUCCUUUUUAA
Linum trigynum is the source of this 222-nucleotide messenger RNA. The record is from the annotation of a GenBank genome assembly. NCBI's taxonomy places the organism in Eukaryota, Viridiplantae, Streptophyta, Magnoliopsida, Malpighiales, Linaceae.